This is a messenger RNA of Leptosomus discolor (cuckoo roller), 798 nucleotides long. The record is from RefSeq and is a predicted model, not a curated record. NCBI's taxonomy places the organism in Eukaryota, Metazoa, Chordata, Aves, Leptosomiformes, Leptosomidae.
GUGAUGCUGGCGGAGAGGAAGGGCACGGACGAGCUCUACGCCGUGAAGAUCUUGAAGAAGGACGUCGUUAUCCAGGACGACGACGUGGAGUGCACGAUGGUUGAAAAGCGCGUCCUGGCUCUCUCCGGGAAGCCUCCCUUCCUGACCCAGCUCCACUCCUGCUUUCAGACGAUGGAUCGCUUGUAUUUUGUGAUGGAGUACGUGAACGGUGGGGACUUAAUGUACCAGAUCCAGCAGGUUGGGAGGUUUAAAGAGCCACAUGCUGUAUUCUACGCAGCAGAAAUAGCCAUCGGCCUCUUCUUCCUGCAGAGCAAAGGCAUCAUUUAUCGAGACCUAAAGCUGGACAACGUGAUGCUGGAUAGCGAGGGGCACAUCAAGAUCGCCGACUUCGGCAUGUGCAAGGAGAACAUCUGGGACGGGGUGACUACCAAGACCUUCUGCGGCACGCCAGACUACAUUGCGCCUGAGAUAAUUGCUUAUCAGCCCUAUGGGAAGUCCGUGGAUUGGUGGGCGUUUGGAGUCCUGCUCUAUGAAAUGUUAGCUGGCCAGGCUCCCUUUGAGGGGGAAGAUGAAGACGAGCUCUUCCAGUCCAUCAUGGAGCACAACGUAGCCUACCCCAAGUCCAUGUCCAAGGAGGCAGUGGCCAUCUGCAAAGGGCUGAUGACCAAGCACCCUGCCAAGCGACUGGGAUGUGGCCCAGAAGGGGAGCGGGACAUCAAGGAGCACGCGUUCUUCCGCUACAUCGACUGGGAUAAGCUGGAGCGCAAGGAGAUCCAGCCUCCCUUCAAGCCAAAGGCU